GACCCUUUCAAUAUUUCUUGCGAUUAUUGACAGAAUGAAUAACAUUGAAACAUUGCGCUCAAAGAAAUGCACACUUUGCUAAAUUGUUUCUAAAAAUAGUUCAUUCCACAUUAAAGGUCAUUGAAUAUCGUUGAAAAAAAAAAGCUUCACGAUCUGGGAAAUUAUUACAUAUUGAAGUCGAUAUUAGGAGACGCGCACUUCCGUACUCUGAUGGCCAUGACGAGACGUGUUUGCGCCGUCAAAGAAACUUCUUCACUUAAUCCCAUUUAUCUAACUUGUAAGCUCCUCCUACUCCCUUUUGAUGGAUCAAUUGGUUUAUACACUCAACCUUUAUUCUCAGUCCUUGAAAUCAUCUGUUGUUGAUCCAAGCCGAUCCUCUGCUCCGGAUGCGGGGAAUACUCUAGCGGGCUCAGCGAUGCCGACCCCCAUUGCAUCACGCAGCGUCGGCACUUGAUACCGGAGGGUAUCUUGCUGCUGUUGUACUCGUGCGGAACCUAUUAGCCCGGCAAGGUAAGUAUAGAUCCAGCACGACAUAAAUCUAAUAAGUAAGUUGUCUACCCGGAAACUCUCGAAGAUUGCUAUCUUGAAUAUUACCAGUGUCGGGGAGUUGGUACGAGUAACUUCUGUUCGCUAUAAAUAUUUCUAUAUUCCAGUAUUAUAACAUAAUAUCGAACAUGGAUAAUUUCGAAUACAAUUCCAGUCCCGCUCGUAUCGUCUUCGGGAGUGGCACUAUCAAAAAGGUUCCAGAAGAGCUUCGACGAGCAAAUGUAUCUAAGCCUUUUCUUCUCAGCACGCCUCAGCAGGUGAGCCAUAUCGACUUACUCAAAGGUGUUCUCGGGGAUGUCGUCUCUGGGGUGUUUACUGAAGCAACAAUGCAUACUCCAGUCGAAGUGACUGAGAGGGCGCUUGAGCAAGUUAAGUCCUCAGGGGCCGACUCUAUCAUUUCUAUCGGAGGUGGUAGUACAGUGGGCUUAGGAAAAGCACUCAGCAUCCGGACAGGUAUCUUUCACUUAACUAUUCCGACAACCUACGCUGGUAGUGAGGUUACGCCAAUUUUGGGUGAGACGGAUGCUGGAAGGAAGACAGCAAGAUCCGAUCCGAAGAUAUUGCCUAGCACAGUCGUCUAUGAUGUUGAUCUCACCAUGACCCUUCCGGUUGGUCUUACCGCUACAAGUGGCGUCAACGCCAUCGCGCAUGCUGUGGAAGCGUUGUAUGCUCGCAAUACCAAUCCGGUCAUUAAUCUCCUUGCUCAAGAAGGGGUAAAAGCUCUUGCAAGCUCUCUCCCUGUCCUAAUCUCCGAUCCGUCGUCGCAAGAAGCACGCUCAUCUGCUUUAUAUGGCGCAUGGCUUUGCGGUACUUGUCUCGGCAGUGUCGGGAUGUCUAUCCAUCACAAGCUAUGCCACACCCUAGGAGGCAGUUUUAACCUUUCGCAUUCUGAGACUCAUACCAUAGUCCUACCACACGCAUUAUCAUAUAAUGCCCCAAAGAUCCCUGGGGCAAUGGAAGCGCUGGCUGCUGUAUUGCCGGAGAGUGAAGGCGACGCUACAAGGGGACUAAAUAUUCUGUUACAGAAGUUGAAAGUAGAGAGGGGACUGAAGGCUUUAGGGAUGCAAGAGAGCGACAUAGAUAAGGCAGCAGACAUAGCAGUGAGCAACCCUUAUUGGAACCCUCGGCCUAUCGAAAGGGGGCCGAUAAGAGAGCUGAUCCGACGAGCUUGGGCUGGAGAAGAGGCAAGAGCUGAUUUGUAAUACGAAAAAUAGGAUGGUAUUGUGCCACUAUUUCGUAUAAAUAUGCUGAAUAUAGUUAUCACUCAGAUCUUGCGAGAUGU
Molecule: messenger RNA, 1828 nt
Organism: Daldinia decipiens
Lineage: Eukaryota; Fungi; Ascomycota; Sordariomycetes; Xylariales; Hypoxylaceae
Product: putative maleylacetate reductase
Exons: 1
Coding region: 675-1748 (357 amino acids)
Cellular component (GO): mitochondrion
Molecular function (GO): metal ion binding; alcohol dehydrogenase (NAD+) activity; maleylacetate reductase activity
Source: RefSeq, a predicted model, not a curated record